Messenger RNA from Exophiala oligosperma, 1649 nucleotides. RefSeq lists its product as uncharacterized. Bases 442 to 1191 code for a protein of 249 amino acids. The transcript has 2 exons. The record is from RefSeq and is a predicted model, not a curated record. NCBI's taxonomy places the organism in Eukaryota, Fungi, Ascomycota, Eurotiomycetes, Chaetothyriales, Herpotrichiellaceae.
UGACCUCAGGGUGUUUGGUACGAAAUGUCUAAAUGGCCCUCCGUAGAAGGUGCGGAGAAGGAGAUUCGGCGAGAACCUUGUGCGACACGCUCGAUCAGGAAAAGACCACUGGAAUUUAGGGAAAUUGUCCUGCGCUCGACUCGACUUCAUCCAAAUAAUUUGACUUCGCGCCUCCCAUCGGCUCGCCUUGCGCUUCAUUCUCACACAGCGCUGUCGUUCUGGCGCCUGGCGUAUCAGUGUGGAUUGGCGUUCGAUCGAAGCUAUAGACCAUCGUGACUGCUCGGCUUCAAGUUAGUCUGGCUGUCACUGUCUCUUCGCGCCAUACUUGACACUGUCCUUCCUCUCCUUCUCCACACCUCCACCUUAGCCGCCGCCGACGGCUUGCUUGAUGCUUUUGAGAAGAGACGCUAUACACUUGGAGUCUGUGUCAUUUUCCUGAGAAUGGCGACAGACUCGAAGCGCCAGAAUGCAGGAGCAAGAGUACCGGUCGCCUUGCCGAAAGGUGAGCCUGUGCAACCGGCUGCGUCCCCUGUGCCUCUGGACAUCGCCCUGCAACAAGUCAUCGGAAGCAGAAUACGUGUGACGACCGGUGCACCGAGUCAGGUAUCCGUCGAGGGCACUGUCUACACGGCCGACCCUUUGACCAGCCUGCUCGUCCUCAAUACGACUUCAGUUCCUUCAAACGGUACUACAUCGACCUCUCUCGUGGCCCCUACAGGAUCGUAUCGAUUUCUUCCAAUCUCACAGAUCACCGGCUUCCAGGUCCUUUCUCUUCCUCAGCAGCCUACCGAGAUAACUAACCCUGCUCUUAACACGAUCGAUACCAAUGCCGUACAGGCUCGCUUGGCAAGAAACAUCUCUGCGCAACAGACUGCUCAAGCCCGGUUGGGACCAAAGGGAACUACACCUACAGACCAGGCCCUUUUUGAUGCGCUCUCGAGAACACAUCCGGCGCGCUGGGUUGGCAACGUCAUGCUCAUUUCGGACACAUACUUGAUUGAAAAGCCUUACACUGCGGCAAAUGUCAAGCUCUCUGAGGGCUUGCACGGAGACAUCGACCGCAUGAGAAAGGUGGUGGACAUGGAACGGUCCAAGGUCACAUUGAAGCUGUCCAAGAAUUUGAUCGAUGGCAAGAUGGCUGCUGACAAUCUGGGAAAGGCAACUACAGGAGGCAUCAAGAAAGGUGGUUGAACAAUCACUCAAGGGUACUGCGGUGAUAGUCGACCGAAAAUCUGACAACUUGACUGACCUCAAGUCAUCUGGGUCAAGAGACACGUGCACUCAAGUCGGCGGAAAUCUUGGGAGAAAUACAGAACAGGAGGCCAACCUACUUGGAGACUGGGGUGGGUUAUUUAGAGACAGUAAGACUACUGUCUAAGCAAACGUGGCUUGUUCGGUAUGUAUCUUGUUAUUGUAUCAAUGGGGUACAUACUCGCAACAUCUUCUUCCAUGGCAUCAUGGACGAAGAGGCGAGAAUUAACUAGAUACAAAAGUAUCAAUCCCCUGGAUCGUCUCGAGAGAUAUUACGCACUGCUCAUUCCAAGCGUUUUGGUGCCCGGACUAGGCAAUAGAAAUAAAUACCAGUAAUCGGGGUAAAACGCUACAGAGAUGUACAGAAAUGCCGCAGAUACUUCAAGCGUCAGGUGCCU